GGGACGGCGCGCGUGUGGGUGUGUGAAUGUGUGUGUGUGAGAAAGAAAGAGAGAGAGAGAGAGAGAGAGAGAGAGAGGAAGUUUGUGUAUGUGUGUGUGACGGAAAGGAAGAGAGGGGAGUCACAGAAAACUUCCUAGCAGCCAGAGAGACAGCCUGGUGUCCGAGUGUCCAGACAUCAUGGUGUCCAUCAUGGCUGUGUUUCUGAGCCUCCUCAUGCUGGCUGCCAGUGUGUUUGGACAGGAGCUCCCAUCAGGCCCUCAUGGCUGCACAGAGGGAAGCUGUUACCCUGCCACAGGAAACCUUCUGAUUGGACGGGCUGUUAACCUAACCGCCACCUCGACUUGCGGCCUAAACGGACCGGAGCACUACUGCAUUGUCAGCCAUCUGCAGGAGUCUGACAAGUGUUUCGAGUGUAACUCCCUGCAUCGCUACAACCCGGACCACCACAGAAACAGCCACCGCAUUGAAAAUGUUAUCUACCUCAUGGACAGCAAAGGGGACAACACCUGGUGGCAGUCUGUCAAUGGACUGGAGAAUGUCAGCAUCAGACUGAACCUGGAGGCUGAAUUCCACUUCACACAUCUCAUCAUAAAGUUCAAGACUUUCCGACCUGCAGCCAUGAUCAUCGAGCGUUCAGCUGAUUUCGGCCGCACUUGGCGCCCCUACCGCUACUUUGCCUCAAACUGCACCAAGACCUUUCCUGGCAUCCACGCCAACGGCCUGCACCACAUCAACGACGUCAUCUGUGAAGAGCGCUACUCCGACAUUGAGCCCUCCACAAAUGGAGAGGUCAUUUACAAGGUUUUGGAUCCUGCCAUUCAGGUGAAAGACCCUUACAGCCUGGACAUUCAAGAACUUCUGCGUAUCACCAACCUGCGUAUAAACUUCACCAAGCUCAACACUCUGGGAGACGACCUGCUGGACCGACGCUUUGAUGUCCUGCAGAAGUAUUACUAUGCCAUCUAUGAGCUGGUGGUCAGAGGGAGCUGCUUCUGUUAUGGACACGCCUCAGAGUGUGCCCCGGUGCCAGGAGUGGAGGCCCGGGAGAAUGGCAUGAUCCACGGUCGCUGUGUGUGCAAACAUAAUACAGAGGGCUUAAACUGUGAGCGCUGCCGACAUUUCCACAAUGACCUGCCUUGGAGACCAGCAGAGGCGGAGAACCCACACACCUGCAGAGAGUGUAACUGUAAUGGCCACUCAAACCAAUGUCACUUUGACAUGGCGGUGUAUUUGGCCACGGGCAAUGUCAGUGGAGGAGUGUGUGACGACUGCCUGCACAGCACCAUGGGACGCAACUGUGAGAUGUGCAAACCUUUCUACUACCAAGACCCUAACAGGGAUAUUAGAGACCCACGAGUCUGUGUCGCCUGUGACUGUGACCCGGUCGGCUCUUUGGAGGGAGGAGUGUGUGACAGUCACACUGACCUUGACAUGGGGAUGAUCGCAGGACAGUGUCGCUGCAAAGCCAACGUCAAAGGCACGCGCUGUGACGACUGCAAGGAAGGUUAUUACGGACUCAGCCAGAAUGACCCGCUGGGUUGUCAACCUUGCAACUGUGACCCCCGUGGCAUCAUCAUGAUGGGAGCUCCUUGUGACCAGAUCAGUGGGGACUGCUCCUGCAAAAGAUAUGUCACCGGUCGCUACUGCAACCAGUGUCUGCCUGAAUACUGGGGGCUCAGCAACGACCUGGCUGGCUGCAGACCAUGUGACUGUGACUUUGGUGGAGCCUUCAAUAACAGGUGCAUGAUGGAGAAUGGCCAGUGUGACUGCAGAAGGCAUCUGAUUGGUCGGCAGUGUUCAGAGGUUCAGCCCGGGUAUUUCUGUGCUCCGCUGGACUACUACAAAUUCGAGGCCGAAGACGCAACUGGGCACUCCCCUGCUGACCCUGCACUGCCGGGCAAAGUUCGUCCUCAGGCAGAGACCGACUGUGUUCAGCACCUCAGCAACCAGCUGAGGAGGCACCGGCGUCAUCGUCGCAUCACCAACUCGCAGCAACAUCGGGCAGCCCUGAGACGGAUCCGCCAGCUUCAACAAACACCGGAUGUGAGAACCGUUCAUAGAGAGCACACUCCCAGCCACAUGGUGACGUGGACUGGACCUGGUUUUGCCCGCGUCAAAGAUGGUGCCGGCCUGGUGUUCACCAUCGACAACAUCCCCUACGCCAUGGAGUAUGACAUCAUGAUCCGCUAUGAACCUGAGUCCACAGAGGACUGGGAGGCUAUAGUUAGCAUUACAUCUGUGCACCUGCCAUCCAGUCUUCGGUGUGGAAACCUCCUUCCAACUGAACAGCUCUACACAGUGGCCCUGCCGCACCGCAAAAGAUACAUCGAAAUGCCCAGGCCAUUCUGUUUCGAGCCCAGUAAUCGUUACGUGGUUGCAAUCCGGUUCCAGCGUCACGAUGUCACACACAGACACCUCACUGCCUUCAUUCUCAUUGACUCGCUGGUUUUGAUCCCCAAAUACACUGAGCUUCCUGGUUUCCAAGGUAACGAGCCGGAGGCAGAGGAGCGGCGGGAUGAGAUGAUUCGUUACAUGUGUCUGGAUUCCUUUAUGAUCACACCGAUGCCCGCCCUGGCUGAGAUGUGCUCCAAACUCAUUUGCAGUAUUUCAUCCAUCAUUCAUGAUGGCGCUCUUUCGUGUCAGUGUGACCCUCAGGGCUCCCUCAGUGGUGAGUGUGGAAAGGUGGGAGGUCAGUGUCGUUGUAAGCCCAAUGUGAUGGGUCGACGCUGCGACCAGUGUGCGCCAGGAACCUACGGCUUUGGAGUGAAUGGCUGCACUGCCUGUGACUGCCACCCAGGCGGCUCAUUGAGCCACCAGUGUGACCCAGUCACAGGCCAGUGCCAGUGCAAGCCAGGAGCCACUGGGCGUCAGUGCUCAGACUGCCAGCCAGGCCAGUGGGGCUUUCCCAGCUGCAGCCCCUGUCAGUGUAACGGCCACGCGGACCUCUGUGACCCCCGCAGCGGAGAGUGUAGAGACUGCAGGGACUACACAGCAGGACACCUGUGCGAGCGGUGUGUGGAUGGGUUCUUUGGGAACCCGGUGCUUGGUUCAGGCGAGCACUGUCGGCCCUGCCCCUGUCCUGGUAACCCCGGCUCAGAACACUUUAACGGGCUGUCCUGUCACGCUGACCACACCUCCAACCAGAUCAUCUGUGACUGCAAACAAGGCUACACUGGGCCCCGCUGUGACCAGUGUGCCCCUGGUUACUAUGGCAACCCAGAACAAUCCGGUGGGCAGUGCCUCUCCUGCAAUUGCAACGGCAACAUCGACACCCAGGACCCCGAGUCAUGUGACCCCAGGACUGGCCAGUGCCUGAAGUGUCUGUACCACACCGACGGCCCGUCCUGUGCCCACUGUCAACACGGUUACUACGGCAACGCUUUAGCCCACGACUGCAGACGCUGCACCUGUGUGACUGCUGGCACCGUCCAGUCUGCUUGCAGUGAUGGACAUUGUCACUGUGACCGGCAGACUGGAGCCUGCUCUUGCAGGGAGAAUGUGGCCGGCCACAACUGUGAUCAGUGUGCUCCUAACCACUGGAACUACGGUCAGGACCGAGGCUGUGAGCCCUGUGGCUGCGACCCACAACACGCCCUGGGAGCUCACUGCAACAUGUUCACAGGACAGUGCCGCUGUCAACCGGGCUUCGGAGGUAAACAGUGUACUGAGUGUGAGCAGUUUCACUGGGGAGACCCGAAGGUGCAGUGUCAAGAGUGUAACUGCCACCCACUGGGCUCAGAGAUGGCCCAGUGCGACCGAUCCACGGGGGCGUGCGAGUGCAGGGAAGGAGCAGCGGGGAAGCGCUGCGAUGAAUGCGCUCGUGGCUUCACUGGCGAAUUCCCCAAGUGCGUCCAGUGUCACCCGUGCUUCCAGCUGUGGGAUGACGCUGUAUGCCAGAUUAAAAGGGACCUGGAUCACAUCCAGUACACCGCGCAGAAGAUCCUGGAGAGCGGGGUCACGCCGGGAGUCGGGGACACGCGCAUCAAAGAGCUGGAGAGGAAGCUGAAGCAAGUGCAGGAUCUAAUCAGCAGGGAGGACAGGGACAGGAUCCACCAGCUGAUUGGACAGAGCAUCGAUGACCUCAGGGCUGAGAUUGCUCUGACAGACGGGCGUCUGAUGAGCGUCACCCGAGAGCUAAAUACAACCGCAGAAGAAGAAGGGGCACUGAGGCAUACAUUGAGUGACCUAGAGAGAGAGUUGCGGGACAUCAACACCACUUUGGCCCACAAACGACGCCUGCUGGAUGAUUACCUCACCUCAGGAUUUGCAGAUCAGUUUGAGAAAGUGAAGAAGUACUAUCAGGAGUCGCUGGAAGCUGAGGAGAAAUGCAACGCUUCAGUGUCCGGUCCUGUCAGUCCUGUGGAACAAUCCAAAGAAACCCGAGCUAUCACUGAAGAGCUGCUGGACGCCAGUAAAGACAAGUUCCUCCGCGCUCUGGCUGCCCAGAACAAAUCAUUAAACGAGCUGCAGCACAAAGCCCACGACCUGGAUAAGAAAGGCCACCACCUCAGUCGCAAGGUAUGCGGUGGACACGGAAAUGCCACUGUCAAUGGCAGCUGCUCAGACAGCCAAUGUGGAGGUGCCGGUUGCCGUGACGAUCAGGGCAAUCGUGUAUGUGGAGGAGAGGGUUGCAACGGGACAGUAAGCACCUCUAUAGCAGCACUGAAUCUCGCCAAGAACGCCACUGACAGUGUAAACGCUGCCAACGAGGAGCUGCAGAGCAUGGCCAAAAAGCUUCAGGAUAUUGCCUCCCUGACUCAGGAUGUGAAGAACCAGGCAAUGAACACGCUGGAGAAAGCCCAGAAGAAGAAGGACCACUUUGAAAACAACAACAAGAAGCUCAAAGAUUUCAUUAAGAAGAUCAGAGACUUCCUCACUGAGGAGGGAGCCGAUCCACAGAGCAUAGAGAAAGUUGCUCAACAGGUGUUGGCCAUCACCUUGCCGAACAGGACCGCUCUGGACAAAAUGGUCAUGCAGAUAAAGGACAGCCUUUCCAACCUCACCAACAUCGAGGGGAUCGUCAACCAAACCUCGCAGCACAUCGGCACAGUCAAGGAGCUGCUCAACAAAGCUAAAGAAGCAAAGAAGCGAGCAGAGGGAGUGAAGGAUGCAGCCAACAACACCAGGCAGGCUCUGGAUGUGUCUGAGAAGGCCAUUCAGAAAGCACGCACAGCCCUGCAGGAGGCCCACGACAACCUGAACAGCACAAGGAAUGCCACAGUUGAGGUGGAUGAGAGGCUGACGGAGCUGCAGGAUAAGCAGAUGGAUGUCAUGAUGCGUUUGAACAACCUCUCCAUGGAGGUGGAAGCUCUGAGGAACAAGACGGAGCAGAACAGACAGAUGGCAAAAGAAGCCAAAGUACUGGCUAACAACGCGACGCACCUAGCAUCCUCACUGGAGAAGAGUCUCAACGACACAGAGAGCCAGUACCGGGAGCUGCAGAAGAAGGUGGACUCUCUCGGUGGGGACGCUGGAAGUCUGAAUAACAUUAACCAGAAAGCCAAGGACAUGAAGAAGGAGGCAGAAGACCUCUUAAACAAAGCCAGCAAGGGGAUAGAACAACUCAGGAAAUUGGAGAAAAAGUUCAAGAGUAACGAGCAGCGGAUGCAGAAGCAGCGCAUGGAGCUGGACCAGCUGAAGGAAAACGCCACAGUGGUGCGGGACGAGAUCCGGGAACAGGUGCAGAAGUACAGUAACUGUGUGUGAGGAUGCUCCAGUUCCCCGUUUACCAUUUGCUGCUGUAGAGCCAAGCAGAUAUGACUGAAGCUGUGACUGGGACAGAAACACGACAUCACCCAUGGAAAUAAAGCACUGCUUUGGUACCUCCAUUCUUUCACUGGUUAUGCAUCAAGUUUUACACAUUACCUGUCAAGUGUUAUAUCACAGAAAUGCCUUCCUCUGUCCAUGUACUGUAUCUCUUUUUGACUCCAACAUAUCAACACUGUCCUAUAUGGUGUUCAUGUCUUUAAGCUAUUAUAACAGGUGGAUGACCUGUGGAGAAUAUUUGUUUUAUGAUAUUUGAUUACUAAACAGAAGAGAUAUAUCAGAUUAUGUUAUCAGAAAUUUGUUAUUUUGACCAAAAGUUCUUAAAAGAUUUUGUGUGUUUUUUUGCUGUAAUUUGACCACAUUAGUAUAUUUACAAUAUGACAUUCCUAUUAAGAAAUAUAUGGAGAAGCUUGAUUUUUUGGAAUUAAAUGUGUCUAUUUUUACUACAAAAGAAACUUAAUUAAAUACAUAUUAUUACAUAUACAAGUAUUCUUGUAAGCAAAGUUCAUUCUGAGGAGUGAUGGU
Plectropomus leopardus (leopard coralgrouper) is the source of this 6292-nucleotide messenger RNA. RefSeq names its product laminin, beta 2-like (gene lamb2l). Gene Ontology annotation, biological process: animal organ morphogenesis; tissue development. NCBI's taxonomy places the organism in Eukaryota, Metazoa, Chordata, Actinopteri, Perciformes, Serranidae. The record is from RefSeq and is a predicted model, not a curated record.